Danio rerio (zebrafish) is the source of this 2533-nucleotide messenger RNA. The record is from RefSeq and is a predicted model, not a curated record. Lineage: Eukaryota; Metazoa; Chordata; Actinopteri; Cypriniformes; Danionidae.
AGUCUGCGGUCAGCAUGGACAGUCCCGUGUGCCUGAUAGACACCGCCAGCGAUGGGAAGCUGUGUGUGCAGCCGGCGGCGCUGCAGAUCCUCCAGCAGAUCCAGCAGCCGGUGGUGGUGGUGGCCGUGGUGGGGCUCUACCGCACCGGGAAGUCCUACCUGCUGAACCGGCUGGCGGGGAAACACAGCGGGUUUGCGCUGGGCAGCACCGUUGAGUCCAAGACCAAGGGCAUCUGGAUGUGGUGUGUUCCCCAUCCCACUAAAGCAGAGACCACCCUGCUGCUGCUGGACACUGAGGGGCUCGGAGACGUGGACAAGGGCGACUCGAGACACGACAGCAACAUCUUCAGUCUGGCGGUUCUGCUGAGCAGCACUCUGGUGUUCAACAGCCGAGGAACCAUCGACAACAAGGCCAUCGAGGAGCUCCAAUAUGUCACUGAACUAACCGAGUGCAUCAAGGUCAAAUCCCCAAACGAAGAUGUGGAUAACUCAACCGAGUUUGUCAAGUUCUUCCCGAGCUUCAUCUGGGCGGUGCGGGACUUCAGCCUGGAGCUGAAGAUCGACGGUGAAGACGCAACAGAGGAUCAAUACCUGGAGUUCGCCCUCAAGCUGAAACACGGCACUUCAAAAAAAGUGAUGGAGUUCAACCUUCCCCGGGAGUGCAUCAAGAACUUCUUCCCCUCCAGAACCUGCUUUACCUUCCCCUUUCCAACCACGCUGGAGAAGAUGUCCACGCUGGAGCGUCUGGGUCCUGCUGACCUUUGCCCUGAGUUUCAGGAGGUCAGCAAACGCUUCUGCACCUGUGUCUAUGAGAAGAGUGAAGUGAAGCGGCUGAAAGACGGACACACGGUCACCGGCAGAGUUCUGGGUCAUCUAGCGGAGCUGUACGUCAACACCAUCUCCAGCGGGGCGGUGCCGUGUCUGGAGAACGCAGUGGUGGCGCUGGCCCAGAUAGAGAACCAGGCGGCGCUGCAGGAGGCUCUGCAGGUGUACCAGGUGGGAAUGGAGGAGAAGAAGAGAGCCUUCCCUCUGGAGCUGGAGCAGGUCUCCGCAGAGCACCAGAGACUCAGCCAGAGCGCCACACAAACCUUCAUGGCCGAAUCAUUUAGAGACACCGAUGGGAAACACCUGAAGGCUCUGGAGGAGGAGAUCAAUAAGCUGUUUGAUGCGUGUCUGCGGGAGAAUGAUCAGGCUUCAGUGAAGAAAUGUGAGAAUCUCCUGCUGUCUCUCUCGGCCACGAUGACGGAGAAACACAAGCAAGGCUUCUACGCCAAACCUGGAGGCUACGACGUGUUCUGCAGAGACCUGGAGGACAUCGUGAAGAAGUACAACAGCCUGGUGAAGAAAGAAGUCAAGGCUGAAGUGGUCCUACAGGAGUUUCUGAAGCUGAAAUCUGUGGACUCUAAAGCCAUCCUGCAGGCGGACAGAAAACUGAGCGAGAAGGAGAAGAAGAUUAAGGAGGAGACGGAGAGAGCGGUGCUGCUGGAGCAGGAGGUUAAAGCGAAAGAGGAGACGCAGAGACAGCUGAAGGAGAGGAUGGAGGUGGAGCAGAGGAGUAAUGCCGAGCGGAUGCAGCAGAUGAAGCUGAAGAUGGAGCAGGAGCUGGAGCAGCAGCGGGUGGAGGCGCAGCGGGCGCUGGACAGCAAGCUGAAGGAGCAGGCGGCGCUGAUGGAGAAGGGCUUCCAGGAUAAAGCGGAUCUGAUGAAGCAGGAGAUGGAGGAGUUCAAGCAGCAGGCGUCCGAUGCGGAGAACAGCAGAAGCCGAGAGCUGAAGGAGCUGAUGGAGAACACCAACCGCAGACAUGAGGAGCAGAUGAAGAUGAUGAUGGAGCAGCACCGACAGCAGAUGCGGGAGAUCCAGAGGAGCAGCGGCGGAGGGUCUGGACUGCUCUGCUCCGUCAUGUAGACCCACCGGACACUGCUCACGCUAAUCACCUCCUCUGCCUUCACUUACUGGAGAGCUGUUCUCUUCAACAUCAGAGGAGACGUUAGAGGAGCAGCACCUCUGCCUGAACCUCUCUCUGACGCCGCUGAUAUCCUCUCUCCUUCUGUUUUAACAUCGGGUCACAUUCAUCAAGCAUGACCAGACUUCAGUUUAACCCUCCCGACCGGAGCUGUUCCUCCAUAUAUCACAUGCUCCUCAGCUUCAUCAUGUGUUCUCCUUCACAUGGCCUCUUCUCAUGCACCUUGCUGUUACUCAGGCCCUCUCGCUUUUAUAACUCUCCAUCAUCUGAGUAGUUUAUACACGUACAGUCAGGUGUAACAGGUUAACUUCAUGCUUUAAAGAGUAUAAGAUCAGCCUCAUCCUUUGAGUCUAGUGUUGGGCUGGUCUGAUACGUUGAUCUGUAAUGUGACUCUGGACGGAUGAGUCGACUCAGGGAGUGAUUCGUUCAUUAGUGCAGGAGGAGAUCAGCUCAUUACUGCAGUCUUCAGUCCAGCGUUCAUCAGGUGAAAGAUUUGCUCUGUUUUCCUCUCGAGUCCUCAAAUUUCAGCCGUCUGUCAAAUAAUCUAAUAAAGUGCUCACAUAAAGAGAAA